Erythranthe guttata (spotted monkey flower) is the source of this 941-nucleotide messenger RNA. RefSeq lists its product as uncharacterized. Lineage: Eukaryota; Viridiplantae; Streptophyta; Magnoliopsida; Lamiales; Phrymaceae. Gene Ontology annotation, cellular component: nucleus. Gene Ontology annotation, molecular function: DNA-binding transcription factor activity; sequence-specific DNA binding. Gene Ontology annotation, biological process: regulation of DNA-templated transcription. The record is from RefSeq and is a predicted model, not a curated record.
UAAAAUGUCACAAAAUAUGGGAUGGGGUGUGAUUGAACAAGGAUGGAGAAAGGGUCCUUGGACUGCUGAAGAAGACAAAUUACUCAUUCAGUAUGUCAAUUUGCAUGGUGAAGGCAGAUGGAAUAAUGUAGCUAGGCUUGCAGGAUUGAAAAGGAAUGGAAAAAGCUGCAGAUUGAGAUGGGUGAACUACUUGAGGCCAGAUCUCAAGAGGGGGCAAAUAACCCCUCAUGAAGAAAUGAUUAUUCUUGAACUACAUGCUAAAUGGGGUAACAGAUGGUCAACAAUUGCAAGAAGCCUACCCGGAAGAACAGACAAUGAAAUCAAGAACUACUGGAGGACUCAUUUCAAGAAGAAGGCUACGCAAUCGUCCCCCGACACCCCGGAAAAGACUCGUGCCAAACUACUCAGGCGGCAGCAGUUUCAACAGCAACGAGAUCAUCAAAUAACGGGCACGGCGGCGAAAAUCGUGUCUUUUAAUACCGACGGAAGUGAGAACAGGUCAGUGACGAGUUUCGGUCAGGUGAGGCAAGAAAAUGCGUAUCCGAGUGCGUUUGAUCACGAUCAAGAACUGCUGUACUCGAUGAUUAAUGAUUAUGCGAGCUGCGUGAGUACUCAUGAUCAGGUAUCGAAUAAUCAGGAUACGAUUAUAUGGGAUAAUGGAUUCUGGAAUUUGGAUGACGAAGAAUAUCUUCUCCAUGGAAAUUUCACAGGCAGUGCUAAUAUUAAUAAUUACCAGCAUAAUUUUGCUACAGCUUUCUACUGAAUUUUCCCUCCGGUUUUUUUCCCCCCGUAAUUUCUCUCAGCCUGAUGUGGCUUUUGUUAUUGUACUAGCUAGUGCGAGAUUGAAACCAAAGACGGUUUUUCAAUAAUCGAGAGGUGAUUCUGAUUGUUCUUAGUCGAAAAAGCCUAAUAAACGUAAUCUUCUAUAGCCUUUUUUAAGA